UUCCAAUCCCCUCCAUAUCAUGUGAUUCAGGUGUUCCAAUCCCCUCCAUAUCAUGUGAUUCAGGUGUUCCAAUCCCCUCCAUGGACACAGGUGUAUACAAUCAAGCCCCUAGGCAUGCAGACGGCUUCUACAAACAUUGGUGAAAGAAUGGGUCGCUCUCAGGAGCUCAGUGACUCCAAGCGUGGUCCCGUGAUAGGUGGCCACCUGGGCAAUAAGUCCAUCCGUGACAUUUCCUGGCUACUAAAUAUUCCACGCUCAACUGUUAGUGGGAUUAUAACAAAGUGGAAGCCAUUGGGAACAACAGCCACUCAGCCACCAAGUGGUAGGCCACGUCACAUGACAGGGCGGGGUCAGCGCAUGCUGAAGCGCACAGUGCGCAGAAGUCACCAACUGUCUGCAGUCAAUAGCUAAAGACCUCCAAACUUGGUGUGGCCUUCAGAUGAGCCCAACAACAGUGCGUAGAGAGCUUCAUGGAAUGGGUUUCCAUGGCCGAGCAGCUGCAUCCAAG
Staurois parvus is the source of this 508-nucleotide messenger RNA. The record is from the annotation of a GenBank genome assembly. Lineage: Eukaryota; Metazoa; Chordata; Amphibia; Anura; Ranidae.